Hippocampus zosterae (dwarf seahorse) is the source of this 3965-nucleotide messenger RNA. RefSeq names its product potassium channel tetramerization domain containing 9a (gene kctd9a). The transcript is spliced from 12 exons. Gene Ontology annotation, biological process: intracellular signal transduction; protein homooligomerization. Lineage: Eukaryota; Metazoa; Chordata; Actinopteri; Syngnathiformes; Syngnathidae. Gene Ontology annotation, molecular function: protein binding. The record is from RefSeq and is a predicted model, not a curated record. The coding region runs from base 266 to 1435 and encodes 389 amino acids.
AGUGCUUUGUGGUCACAUUUAAUAUUAACCAUAGCUGAUUUUAUGUAAAAUAACUACAAUUUUAUCAUAUGAAUGUUUCAAACAUUCUACUUUUAUAAAUGUAUUUUAAUUUUGCAUUAAUUCAAGAUUUCAUGAAGGCACCGUCAGUCUCGUGUUAUUGACUGUUUUAUCGCUAGCUAGCAAGCUUGACGUACGUGUCAGCUGGCAGUCACGAAGUUGUUUUUAAAAUUCCAACAACGUAUUUAUCUAUAACCAAAGAGCAACAAUGAGAAGAGUCACGUUAUUCGUUAACGGGACAUCUAAAAAUGGCAAGGUUGUAGCAGUGUAUGGGUCUCUGUCUGACUUACUAUCUGUAGCCAGCAAUAAAUUGGGAGUAAAAGCAUCCUGUUUAUAUAAUGGCAGGGGAGGUCUCAUCGAUGACAUUGCCCUAAUUAGAGAUGAUGACGUGCUGUAUGUCUCAGAAGGUGAUCCAUUUAUUGAAUUUCAAAAUGAAGUCAAAGUUGUAUCUGAUCAACAAGGUGCUCACACUGACUGGUUGAACCUGAAUAUUGGUGGUCGUCUCUUCACCACUACCAGGAGUACGCUGGUCAGCAAGGAGCCAGAGAGUAUGCUUGCACACAUGUUUCGGGAGAAAGAUGUGUGGGGAAACAAGCAAGAUGAACAUGGGGCCUAUCUCAUUGACCGCAGCCCUGAAUACUUUGAGCCGAUUCUUAAUUAUUUGAGGCAUGGCCAGCUCAUUAUCAAUGAGGGCAUAAAUAUAAGAGGUGUUCUUGAGGAGGCUCGAUUUUUUGGAAUUGAGCAACUUGCCGAUCAGUUGGAAUUGGUCAUUAAGAACUCGCAGCCGCCUGAGGACCAUUCUCCCAUUUCCCGCAAGGAGUUUGUGCGUUUUCUUUUGGCAACACCCACAAAGUCAGAGCUCCGUUGCCAGGGUCUUAAUUUCAGUGGCGCGGAUCUGUCCCGGCUUGAUUUGCGCUACAUCAAUUUCAAAAUGGCCAAUCUUAGCCGCUGCAAUCUGACACACGCCAACCUGUGUUGCUCCAAUCUAGAGCGGGCCGAUCUGUCCGGUGCCAACCUGGAUGGUGCUAACUUACAAGGUGUGAAGAUGCUCUGCUCCAAUGCAGAGGGGGCCUCUCUGAAAGGGUGCAACUUUGAAGAUCCCUCUGGGCUGAAGGCCAACCUGGAAGGAGCAAACCUGAAAGGAGUUGACAUGGAAGGAAGUCAAAUGACCGGCAUUAACCUGCGGGUGGCCACUCUGAAAAAUGCAAAGCUUAAAAACUGCAACCUGCGGGGCGCCACAUUAGCAGGGACGGAUCUUGAGAAUUGUGACCUGUCUGGCUGUGAUCUACAAGAGGCUAACCUGAGGGGGUCCAAUGUAAAAGGAGCCAUUUUUGAAGAGAUGCUGACGCCGCUGCAUAUGUCACAGAGUGUUAGAUAACUGAGCAUGCACAUCAACUCAGCCACUGACGGAUGCUUUAAUCACUCGACGACUGCAGACUCAGACGGUAUUUUCAGUCAGUCUCAAUACCUGCAUUUAGCGCAGGUCCCUGACAUUUUAUCUAUCUCAUGAUAGCUUUAAAUAUCACUCUAUUUAUCCAGCGUUGUUUUGGAUGUAUUUAAAUGUCUGUUUAUCCACCAUCGAUGCAUCCAUCCUCUUCCGCUUAUCCAAGGUCGGGUGGCAGCAGUUUAAGCAGGGACGUCCAAACUGAAACAGGUCGUCCACCUACGCAACAGUGCAUACAGGAUGAAAACCACACCGCUCCUCCUGAAUUUCCCAACCCACCCUCCACUGAAUGGACCUUACCAGGGAGGCUGAGGCGUGAGAUUACUUAGUAGUUGAAACACACCCUCUGGUCCCCCUUCUUAAAAAGAGGGACCACCAACCACCCAGCCUACCAGUCCAGAGGCAUUUUCCUCAAGGGCCACAAUCAGAAGCGCCCCAUACCAUCUAGAGACUUUAGGAACUCUGGACAGAUCUCCUCCACACUCUGCUACUAAGGAGCUUUUUCACCACCUCGGUGACUUCAUACUCGGAGAUAGCAGAGUCCACCUCGGAGAACCCGGACUCUGCUUUCUCUUGGGAACACAUGUCAGGGGAAUUGAGUUCUAUGAAGUAUUAUCUCCAGCAAUUCUCAAGGAAGGUUUAGUCUUGUUGUUUGGUGCAUAGGCACCAACAACAGACAGGACCUGUCCUGCAACCCAAACGCUGAGGCAGGCUAUCCUCUCAUCUAUCGGGGUGAACUCCAAUGUACAGACACUGACCCCGCUGAGUAAUAAUUAUGUCCACACCUGCUCCGCACCUCUCACCGUUAUCUUCAGAGUGGAAUAGAGUCCAACCCCUCUCGAGAGAGCCCCACCACAGCCCAAGAUGUAUGUGAGCAAGACUAUAUCAGAACUUCUCAAGCUCUUUUCCUGCCAGAGAGGUGGCAUUCCAUGUCCCUAGAGCCACUUCCUGUCUCCUCUGCACACCUGACCCUCUAGGUCCUUGGCCCCUGCCACAGGCGGUGAGCCUUUGGGAAGGGAGACCCAUGUUGCCUCAUUGAGGUGUGUCCAGCACAGGCCUGGCCAUCAGGCACUCGCCAAUGAGCUCCACCUCGAGGCCUGGCUCCACAGGUGGGCCCUGGUCAUCUGCGUCCAGGCAAGAGAAAAAGAAGUCCAAAUGUUUUCCUCAUCAUCAGGGGUUCUUGAGCUUUGCUUUGUCUGGUACCACACCUGGCACCCUUUGGGCAUUGGUUAACUUUGCUCCUAGGAUCAGUGGGACACACAAACCCAUCCACCGUGAUUAGGUAACGACUUAUGGAGGAGCUGUUCAGCCGCAUAUAAAACAAAAUAAUGUCUUUAAUGUAUGUUGAAGUGUCUGAAUGCAAUAACGUGAAUACAAUCAUUUGGUGUUUGGCACAAUUAUUUAUCUCUCUAUAUAUGGCGCAUAUUUUGCAUUCACUUAACUGAUUAAGUAAGGUGUUCACACCAGACAUUGGUUGCAGUUCCUGAAUGCUGCUUUCGAAGAAUCACUAGUGGUCUCACUUAUAAAUGACGUGUGUCUUUGCUUUUCUCCAAAACUCACUUUGGCCUCAUACAACGCUUUAUAUAUGUAAGCCAAAGCCACAGGAGAGCAGUGUCAUCGAUCAAAGUGCUGUGAAACUAUGCGACUCGGUAUAUGUCAACACUGCUCAGGUAUGCAAUACAUAGUUUGCAGCUGUCACUGUUCUCUUUUCCGACAGUCUGUAUUUUGUGCUCAAAAUAUGUCUGCAUUCUUGUUCCUGUGCUCCGUGAAUCUACCUCUUUGUGAUCCAUUUGCAUGUAUUCAAAUGUGGCGCUGCAUACUAAAAUGUUCAUGUAGGUCAGAGUCACAUCUUACCUUUCGAGUUAAGAGCGACGAAAUAUUUAUCUUGUUUUGCUGAAAGGUUUUAGUCACAUGUUCAUGAUCAUUGUUGUUGGUAAUUCUCGAUGUAUAAUCAUGUAAUCAUGCUUUGAACCUAUUUGCACAAGGAAACGUGUAUCUUUUCACUUCCAAAAAUUUAAUUUGUGUAUUCCUAUGUAUAUUGAAUUCAGUGCUUCCAAAACUUUCCAAAAAUAUUGUAAAUAGGUUUAGGGAGAGGUUAUUUUGUCAAGGAACAAUCUUCUCCUUGCUGCACUGUGUCUCUGCAUGUGCUUUUCUGUCUUUGACCAGUGAAAAACAUUUAGCUGUAGCUGAGGGCUGCUCCGAUGCAAUACUUUUUACUCUGUUUAACAGAAGGUACCAAGCUUGUGAGAGUGAUUGAUGAAGGCAAUGUUGGCGUAUCACACUGUUGGUGUGAAACUCAAAGGAAGUGAUCUGGUUAUUUAUUUCAAAACAUAUUGUGAAUGCAAUAUGGGGCAAUUGUAGUUUUGUUUUGAUUUGAUCUCCUUGUCCAUGUUUAUUGCACUUGACCGUGGAAAUUCUUUUCCAUUAUAUGACUGUUACAAAUAAACAUAUUGAAAGAAAAUAA